ACCAAGAAAAACAAAACACAUAACCACUUGAGUCUAUACCAAACCCCUCUUCCUCUUUCGCAUUGUGAUUCGUAAAGAUUUUUUUUUUUCUUUUACUCACAGUCUUCCCGCAAUCCCCAAAUCGCCCCUCCUCUCGUCGAAACCCGACCCCAUCUCCAAAUUCGCCUCCGGCAUCGUACCAUUUCUCUCACUACUUCGGGGAUUCGCUCCUUCUUCCGUCCAUGGCUCUCCCAGACACUCUCACUAGCACUCCCACCAGUUCUAUGGAUGAAAGGGAAUCCUUGAAGAAUGACACUCCAAUUUGCGGCAAUGCUUGUAAGGAUGUGACAAAGGAGAAAACCUUCUAUCUUCAACCAGUGUCACCUUUUUCUUCUGGUGUAGGUUUGCCAUAUGCACCUGAAGGGUGGCCUAGUCCUGGUGAUGUAUGGGGCUGGAAAGUGGCAAAAAGGAUGAACAGUUUUGGAUAUUUUAUUGAUAGAUUCCUUACACUUCCAAGAUCUCUUGAGACAUCUCGUCGCAAGACAGAGCUUCGAAGCAAGGCUGAUAUUAGCAGAUAUCUUCAAUCAAAUUUUCCUGACAUGAAAAUUGAAGCAUUCCUUGCUUUAUUUAGCUGGCAGAUUCCCUCAACUCAGCAAACACCCACUAAAGCUGUAGAAUCACUGGAGACCGGAGAAGAUGCCACAGAUGAGAUUGGCACCCAAAGAAAGAAGUUAAAACUGGAAACAGGAAGCGUCAGUCACCCCACUGAGAAAUCUCUUGGACUAUUAGCUCUACAAUCAUCGGAGACCGGAGAAGAUGCCACAGAUAAGACUGGCACCACGGGAAAGAAGUUAAAACGGAAAACACGAAGUGUCGGUCGCCCACCUAAUAAGAAAUCUUUUGGACUAGUUCAGGGUCGUCCCCAUUUAACACCUGAUCAAGUUGCAAAAUUUGAUGACUAUCUUGAUACCUUGGAGGACAUGCUUGUUAUGCCUGAAAUUGAGACUACACCAUCGGAUAAUCUAACUCCUACCAUUUUGGAUGAUAAUGAAACGAUUGAGUGCUGCAAGAAGAAGCUGUCUUCCCUUCUUGCUGUAGAUUUUUCUUCUUUGGUCUCUCGUGGUGAUGUUGCAGAAGUUGCAACACUUGCUGCACAAAUUCGUGAAGAUCCUAGUCUUAGUGUUGAUCAACUGUUUAAGUUGAAGUUGGUGGAACAAGUUCCGUUAGCCAGUGAGGCUUUCCUGGAGGCUAAGAAAAACAUUGAGGAGGUAGACAAUUUUUUAGCUGACCUAGAGGCUAAGAAACUUAAAGUUCCUAGUCUCAGAAAAGAGUACAACGAAUUGAAGGACAAAAUAGGCCAGCAAGAGGCUGAAAUGGACAUAAGCACUCUAACUAUUCGAGAAAUUGAUGAUCAAAUUCGGCAACUUCAAGCAAAACGAAACCGGAUAACUAAUGGCCUUGAAACCAUGAAGAAGACUAAAGCUGAGCUGACUUCCGAGCUAACAAAUGUCGCUAACUCAAUUUCAACCAUUGGUCAUGACAUUAAACAUGGAUUAUCGCAAAAGUCAAAAUUGGAGCUGAAGAAAGCCAACAAUAUCCGGCGUGUAGCCGAGAUACAAGAAAAGUUCAUCACUUUAAGAGGGUUAACAUUUUAAUGAAACUCGUCUAGAUUUUCUCAGUUUCACAAAAACACUUUUGGAUAGCUAGCUAUGCCAGUGUCAGUGAUUUAUAAUGUAUUUAUCCAUGUUUCUAACUUAUGGGUCUGCAUCUGUGGAAGUUGUGCUAUAUAACAUUGUUUUUAGACUUUGUGACAAUGCAUGUAGUUAUGUUAAAAUUGCAAAAAAUGACCUGUUUUGCAGUCA
Messenger RNA from Glycine soja, 1841 nucleotides. RefSeq lists its product as uncharacterized. The record is from RefSeq and is a predicted model, not a curated record. Lineage: Eukaryota; Viridiplantae; Streptophyta; Magnoliopsida; Fabales; Fabaceae. The transcript is spliced from 4 exons. Bases 222 to 1634 code for a protein of 470 amino acids.